AUGGGCAAUUCAUCUCCCACUGAAGCAGCCCCGGCUUACGAGGAUCUAUUCCAUGAGCGCCCUGGUGGCGGUCGCGCUGGUUAUGCCAUGGUCGGUCAAAUCGACGACACAGCUGAUGUAGACGUUGAGCAAGCCCAUCAACAUCAGCAUACCGGAGAUCCCUCUUCGAUCCCCCUGUCAACACAGGAUAAUCAACAUGCUCACUGUGCUGAAUGUGAUCGCCAACUCUUGUGA
Penicillium arizonense is the source of this 234-nucleotide messenger RNA. RefSeq lists its product as uncharacterized. Lineage: Eukaryota; Fungi; Ascomycota; Eurotiomycetes; Eurotiales; Aspergillaceae. The transcript is spliced from 3 exons. The record is from RefSeq and is a predicted model, not a curated record. Bases 1 to 234 code for a protein of 77 amino acids.